Panthera uncia (snow leopard) is the source of this 1086-nucleotide messenger RNA. RefSeq lists its product as uncharacterized. The transcript is spliced from 5 exons. NCBI's taxonomy places the organism in Eukaryota, Metazoa, Chordata, Mammalia, Carnivora, Felidae. The record is from RefSeq and is a predicted model, not a curated record. The coding region runs from base 1 to 1086 and encodes 361 amino acids.
AUGGCUGCGAUGGAGAUAAAGAAGAGCAAGGAGAUUCCAAAGGUUUCCGGGGGCUUCCAGGGGCCUUUUCUUGGAUUCCCUGAGGAAACAGCAGAACAGAUCCUUCCGGAAGCUACAUGGUCUGUUAAUAUUGUUUUAGGACCAAGCAAAGUUUUUAUUAUUGUUGAUGUGAUUCCUUUUAUUCUGUUGUCAGUACCACCAGAGCAGCGAGAGAGAGACACGAGUGGCCAGGCCCAGCCGCAGCCGCAGCAGCAGCCGCCGCGGCGGCACGGAGGAGCCAGACACAAAGAGAGGUACGGGGAUCCCCCCCGCCUCCCGCCGCCCCCCGGCCGCGUCGCCGGGCCUCGGGGACACCCCUCGCCGCCUCCCCGGACCCGCUCCGCCCGGACCGCCGGGCACGGGGCUGAGGGGGGGCGGAGAGGGGCCGAGGAGCCCCAGGGGUCCGGGGCCCGCCCGCGGGGGAUGGGGGUGGCAGUCGGGCGUGUGCUCGGGACCCCCGCCCCAGCCCCUCAGCCCGAGCCGGGCGGCCGAGACACCGGCCUUCGGGGAGAGGCGUCGGGGCGCGGCGCCGGGGGGCCUCGGGCCUCGUCGUCCCUGCCCCCCCCGCCGGCCUCUCCCUUCCCCCACCGGGCACCCGCUCCCCGCCUCCGUCCCCCCGUUUCGGCUUCCUCUCUUACUCUUCUCCGCCCCUCCUCUCUUCCCGAUCUCGCCGAACUCCACUCCUGGCCCCCGCUGUCUCGCUUUGGCCACCCGCCCUCCGCGACCCCCGAAAAGCCGACAGAAACAGCCCCGAGGCCGGCACACCGCCGGGACCUUCCCUCCUUGCCCCGCCGAGGCUCUCCGCGCCCCCGCCCUGCCCUCCUCCGGCUGCUCGGCAUCUCCCCUCCCAGCCCCGAGGGGAGCCCCGGGGGGCGCGGGAGGGGCCGCUCGCCUUGCUCCGGACCGUUUUCCCACCGCGUCCCCCACUUGGGGCCAAAAAUAAACAAGCCGCGUCCGAUUUGCAAAAGCCUUAAUGGGCCUGUAGACUUUGAGAAACGAGUGUUGGGCGGUGGGCAGCCGGUGCACCCCUGGCCGAAGCCCUCCUGA